ACCGUUUGUUAGUGUGCCAUGUCACACUCAUAAUCAACAGUUACAAUCGUGUUACAUGUACGAAUUACAAGACAAACUUGCGAAGCUUCGAAUCGAUCCCCUAUUGAACAUCAGCUCAAGAAAUCGAGGUUAUCAUAAUAAUGUUUUUUUAAUGACGUACUCCGAAGAGAAUGAGAACGACAAUAAUUAUAAUGAAUAUCGGUUAUCACCACCUUUUCCAUUCCGAUACGAAAGUCCGAUAUGCUCCAGUUCUCUAAGUAUCACAGACGUAACGUAUGGCUUUAGCAAUAACAAUGAGAUCAUUAGUAACUAUGAUGAUGAACAGAAUUACGACGAUGAGGAAGAUGAAAGUCCAAAGAAAGGACUACUGAAGCAAAUGUUUUGCCUUCCAUUAAAUUAAGCUAAAUAAGGCUUAUUUAAUAUUACGAGAUUGCCUCUAAUCAAUAGUUAAUAUAAAUUUUGUAGAUUGCAAGAGAUUUGAAACCUGUAACAACUUUAAAGUUUACAGAAUCCUUGUACUAUUGGAGAAAAAAGUAUUUAAUUUGCGCCACAUAUUAUAUACGAUCGUGUUGAACUCUUCUUUCACAUGGUGCUGCAACUUAAGCGUAUUAAUGGGUAUUAUUUUCAGCUAUUUUUAGAAGAGAAAUGAAUUUAAACGGAAAAUGUACCUGACUGCUUCGAUUAAUCUCGUAGGUAAUAUGUCAUUCCGUUGUGCAGUCGUUCUAUUAAUAUUUACAAACAUUGUACGAUCUAAUAUAUCGCUUGCAUGAACGUAUUCACUAAAAACAAUA
This is a messenger RNA of Eufriesea mexicana, 791 nucleotides long. RefSeq lists its product as uncharacterized. The record is from RefSeq and is a predicted model, not a curated record. The transcript has a single exon. The coding region runs from base 56 to 400 and encodes 114 amino acids. NCBI's taxonomy places the organism in Eukaryota, Metazoa, Arthropoda, Insecta, Hymenoptera, Apidae.